AUGGGUCAAGCAUCCUAUUCAUUUCAGCACCCCAGGUCAAUGGACAGCUAUGGGUUUAUUAACACGUGCUUAAAGUCCUUGAUAAUUGACAAGUUUGGAGAAGAAACAUGGGAGAAGCUAAGAAAUCAGGCUGGAGUUCGAGAUACUUUCAUGACAUUUGAAGUGUAUAAAGAUGACAUCACAAUGCGAUUAGUGGAAGAAGCAUGCAAAAUUCUGGAGCUAUCACCAGACGUGGUUUUGAAACAGUUUGGGGAGUAUUUCUUUGAGUUUUGUAAACGGUCCGGCUAUGACCACAUGCUCAGAACUCUUGGUGGAAGCCUUUUUGAGUUCAUUGAGAACCUGGAUGCAUUGCACAGCUACUUGUCACUCUCCUACCAGGAGAUGAACGCCCCUUCAUUCAGGGUAGAGAAGAAUGAUGACGGCACCAUGCAUUUACACUACUAUUCUGAUCGAAGGGGGCUGUGUCAUAUUGUUCCAGGCAUUAUCGGAGCAGUAGCCAAAGACUUUUUCAACAGCGAAAUCUCGAUGGAAAUUGUUAACCAAAUGGAGGAAGAAGAGAGGACAGGGAAAAAGGAGCAUGUUGUUUUUCUCGUCACUCAAAAGUCUGCCUUUUCACACAAGCGACGAAGCAAAUUAUCUGCAACUCCUGACACCUUGUCUUUGCAGGAUAUGGAAAAGGCUAUGAACAAGACCAGAAACAAAAACUACCACAUGUCUGUCUGUCCAGUGAAAAAAAAACACUGGGAUACCGUUCGGGGAAUUGUGAAGCUUGGCAAAGGCAAACUGUUGAGAGGAUUUGAACCAGUUUACCCCAAGACGCUGUGCAUAGAUUUAAUGACCUUUUGCAAUGCUUUCCCUUUUCACAUUGUAUUCGAUGAAGAGCUCAGGGUGAAGCAAGCCGGAGUGAACAUCCAAAAGAUUGUCCCGGGACUGCAGACUGUGAGCAUUCACCUUGACCAGUAUUUCACUAUUAUUCACCCGGAAGUGACCUUCACAAUACCUAGCGUGAGGAAAUUUAUCAACAGCCAAUUUGUCUUGAGAACGAAAAGAAAUAUGAUGCCGGAAUCAUGGAAGAGUCGCCCAAUGUUGGAAUUAAGAGGUCAGAUGGUGUGGAUGGACUCUUUGCAGUACAUGUUAUACCUGGCCUCUCCUCUCCUGCGGAGUCUGCAUGAGCUGGAGGAAAGACAGAUGCACAUCUCGGACAUUGCCCGUCAUGACGUCACGCGAGACCUCAUACUGCUCAACCAGCAGAGACUGGCGGAGAUGGAGCUGUCCAACCAGCUCGAGAGGAAGAAGGAGGAGCUGAGGAUCCUGUCAAAGCACCUCGAGGAGGAGAAGAAGAAGACCGAAGCUCUGCUCUGCGCUAUGCUCCCCAAGCACGUCGCCAACCAGCUCAAGGAAGGAAAGAGAGUUGAGGCAGGUGAGUUUAAAGCGUGCACAGUUCUGUUCAGUGACGUUGUGACGUUUACCGACAUCUGCUCCGUGUGUGAACCUAUCCAGAUUGUGUUCAUGCUCAAUUCCAUGUACCUCAAGUUCGACCGGCUCACCACUGUUCAUGAUGUCUACAAGGUGGAAACCAUUGGCGAUGCUUACAUGGUAGUUGGAGGAGUCCCUGUACCUGUAUCAAGCCAUGCAGAACGUGUUGCUAAUUUUGCCUUGGGAAUGAUCAUAGCAGCCAGAGAAGUAACAAACCCAGUCACAGGGAACCCCAUACAGAUCAGGGUGGGGCUGCACACUGGUCCAGUCCUGGCGGGAGUUGUGGGUGAGAAGAUGCCUCGUUAUUGCCUGUUUGGAGACACUGUGAACACGGCCUCGCGAAUGGAAAGCCACGGUCUUCCAGACAAAAUCCAUCUCAGUCCAAGUGCCUAUGGGGCUCUUAAAGACAAAGGCUUUGAAUGCAUUGACCGUGGUGAAAUUGAAGUGAAAGGCAAAGGGAAAAUGCACACUUACUUUCUGGCUGGGAAUCUAACCGCCACGGACGACGAGAUCAUGGGGUAUCCAGUGAGGGAAUCUGACUCAGGGCGUGAGUCAGCCCAGUCUCUUCAUGAUUCCAGGAUGGACACGCUACAGAGACAGGGCCCUCGAGGUGUGCAAAGUCUCCAGUCCCGAGAUCGCCGCCCUACAGUUGCCAUGAAGUAUUCCGACAGCCCGACACAACCCCAUGCCAAGGCUCCCAGUAAAAGCCACCCAAGUAUUAAGGAUUUGACAGGCAAAACACGAGAUUCACAAAGCUACGGAAGCCUCCACAGUGACCAGCAGUCAGGAGACAACCCCUAUCGGCUUACGCAGGCGACAGUGGAACCAGCUGCCAGUGAGCCAUCCAGCAGAGAAACAAGAAAAAGGCACACCAAAUCUAAUUUUUGUGUGUUACUGUAGCAUGUGUAAGCAGAG
This is a messenger RNA of Polyodon spathula (Mississippi paddlefish), 2391 nucleotides long. Its product is annotated as guanylate cyclase soluble subunit beta-2-like. The coding region runs from base 1 to 2376 and encodes 791 amino acids. Gene Ontology annotation, molecular function: heme binding; guanylate cyclase activity. The transcript has 16 exons. Gene Ontology annotation, cellular component: guanylate cyclase complex, soluble. The record is from RefSeq and is a predicted model, not a curated record. Gene Ontology annotation, biological process: response to oxygen levels; cGMP biosynthetic process. Lineage: Eukaryota; Metazoa; Chordata; Actinopteri; Acipenseriformes; Polyodontidae.